AUGACGAAGGCCGUCCGGGACCACCUGCUGAACGCUCUGGAGGACCUGGACCAGGUCCAAUUCAAGCGGUUCAAGUGGAGACUCGGAGGGUUCGACCUCGGGAAGCGCCGCAUCCCCAGAGGGCUCCUGGAGCCGGCGGGCGCCUUGGACCUCAGCGAUCUCCUGCUCAGCUUCUACCGGGAGGAUGGCGCCGUAACGGUGACGGCCGCGGUGCUGGAAGCCAUCAACUGCAGGCGCCAGGCGGAGGGGCUCCUCAGCGCCACCCGGGACGGAAUACAGCCCAGCGACCCCCUUUUCUCUACCCUGAAGAGGCCAAGGGAGCCCUGCACCGAUAAAUAG
Messenger RNA from Elgaria multicarinata webbii, 339 nucleotides. RefSeq names its product apoptosis-associated speck-like protein containing a CARD. NCBI's taxonomy places the organism in Eukaryota, Metazoa, Chordata, Lepidosauria, Squamata, Anguidae. The transcript is spliced from 2 exons. The coding region runs from base 1 to 339 and encodes 112 amino acids. The record is from RefSeq and is a predicted model, not a curated record.